AUGGCGUCCGAUGUAACAAGUUUAAGACAACGUUUAUCGACACUCGUCGAUACAAUUACUCGAGAUAUUGAAAUAGCCGAGACAAAUCGAAAUUUGGGGACAAAACAUCGCUUAGAACAAGAUCUUAUACAAGCAAAUCAACUGGCGCGUGAAUUAGAAGGUCAAGAUAUACUCUACGGACGAGAAUUCAAACAACGAAUUGAUACUCUUCGUCAAAGAUUAGAUAAUUUGAGUCGAACUCCUGUCUAUGGUGCAUGGAACUCGGGCUAUGAUCAAGAAGUUGAUAGACUAGGUCAUGAACAACGCGAUCUUCUCUUACGUGGUCAUGGAUCACUGUUGCGUACAGGCGAUACAUUGAAAACAUCCCAUCACAUAGCAAGUGAAACUGAACAACUUGGACAUGAAAUAAUGAAUGAUUUAACAACACAACGAGAAACUUUACUAAGAGUUCAAGAUAAGUUAUUUUAUCGUGAAUAUCCAUUGAUGGAAUUAAGUGAUGAUGCAUGCAAACGUAUUCAAGAAUUUUUAUAUAAAAUUUUAUUAUUUAUGCUUAAAAAAUAUCCACAACGUGCUGAUCUUGAACGAUGGUUAUAUGUAAUAUAUCCAGAAGCUCAGUAUGCAUUAAGUAGAGAAAAUAAUCCAAGAAAACGAACAUUUCCAGUUGAUCAACUACAAAUUCUUAUUCAAAAGGAAUUUGGUUUAUUUGAAAUGGAUAUCAGUUAUAUGACAACAGCUUUAGAAUAUUUUACAAAAGAUUUAUUAAAACUUGCUCACAAUUAUGUUAAUCGUUUAAUGAAAAGUGAAAUAAGUGGUGAAGAUAUUUCGAUUGUUAUGAAUGCUGAUUCGAUAUUUGUUGAUAUUGUUCGUUUGGAUCCUACAACAUCCUCGCCAUCGAAUUCAAUAACAGACUCACCCAUUGAACACAAUGAUGGUGGUAGAGAAUAUAAUUCAUAUAGUGAACUUGUUCGACAUUUUAUUGUAACAGAAACACAAUAUAAAGAUGAUAUUGAAAUGUUAAUCAAACUAUUUCGAAAUCCAAUUAGAAAAUCUUUUAAUGGUGAUAAUGAUGACGAUGAUGAUGAUGAACUUAUUGAUUCUGUAUUUGGAUGUUUGGAUGAUAUAUAUGAAUUGACAAGUCGUCUACUAUCCGAUCUCGAAGAUGCCAAAGAAAUGAAAGAUGAUGAUGCUAAUAUAUCACUCUAUGAACCAUUUCAAAAUUUUAUUGAGGGUAACGAAUUUGAAUGUUAUUCAAAAUAUACUCAAACAGUAUUAUCAACAAAUCAUCAAGAGUAUCUUAAAAAAUUACUGGAUGAUGAGAAUGUAAACAAUUAUUUAGAAAAAAAAUCUGAUCAAUUCAAAGAAACUUGUCGAUAUUUAUUACCUGAACUAUUACAAAUACCUAUUCAUCAUUUUCAACGAUAUAUAACAUGUUUAGAAAAAAUGGCCAAUUGUAAUGAAAAAGAAGCGGCUUAUCUAAUAGAUAUAUUAAGUGUUUUAAGAAGAAAUAAUGGGAAAAAACAAAAUUAUAUGAAAAUGGAAUUAAGUAUACAUUCAUUUACAAUGCCAACAAAAUUUUUAUCUGAUUCUGGUGAUAAUUUAAAAUUAAAUUGGAAAAAUUCUAUUGAAAAUUGGGAUAUACGUGAUUCAUGUCAUCAAAAUUAUUUAAAAGAUAGUGAUUUAAAACAGAUUAAAAUUGAGACACAAGCAAAUGGUGCUAGAGAACGACGAGCAUUAUUAUUUUCCACAAUGUUAUGUUUAUGUAAACGUACAAAUUCGGGUGAUAAAUGGAAAUUAAAAGAAAAAAUAUGGUUAAGAAAAUUUGAUAUUAUUGAUCGAACAGAUUUAGCUGAUCAUCAUCAUUUGUUUGAAAUACGUAGUCAAGAACGUUCAUAUUUAUUAGCUGCUCGAUCAGAUCAAGAAAAAUCACGAUGGAUGUGUUUACUAUUGUAUAUAAGAAAUAAAAGUAUUUUACAACGUGAAUUGUACAAUAUAAGAGUAAAUGAAUAUGCUCAACAAGUAUUAUUAAAACCAGAUCCAUCCUACAAAUUUAUUGUGCCUGAUUCACCGUCAAAUAUUUUAAUUGAAUAUACUCCCUCGUCAACUGAUCCAACAUCGUUUACAAUUCGUGGUGCUACCCAAGAAAAAUUAAUUGAAUAUUUAACACAUCAUCAAUUAUUACAUCCUCGAUUUGUUAAAUCAUUUCUAAUGACAUAUAAAGCAUUUUGUACACCAAAACAAUUAUUAGAUUUACUCAUUGAUAGAUACAAUAUACCAGAGCCAAGAAUAACAUUAACAUCAUCAAAUAAUGAAGAUUAUUUACAACAACAUGAACAAAUAAAAAAAUUUAAAAAAGAAUAUGUACAACCAGUUAAAUUACGUGUUUUAAAUGUUAUUCGUCAGUGGGUUGAUAAAUAUUUUAUUGAUCUAAUUGAAUCGGAUGAAAAUAUUCUUGAACAAUUAAAACAAUUUUUAAAUCAAAUUCUUGACACUGGUGGUUUAUAUAAAUUUAAAACAAGUAUUAUCAAACUUGUCGAUAAACAGAUUCUUGAAUAUCAUCAAAAUGCCAAUAAAGAGAUACAGAAGCCAAUGGAUAUUGAUCAACAAAUCGAAGAUCUGGAUGUUUUUGCUUAUGAUCUCAAAGAGUUAGCUGAUCAAAUAACGUUCAUAUGUUCAGCAUAUUUUCGUGCUAUAACGUCACAAGAAUUAUUAUAUCGUUUACCGAAUUAUUCUAAUUUACAAAACUAUAUGAAAUUUUUGGAUAAAGUGCUUGGUUUUUGGUGUAAAUGUUCAAUAUUAGAAACAUCAAAUUUGGAUGAACGUGUAGCCGUUGCAGAACGUUUUAUUCAAAUAGCACAAAGAACUUAUGAGAAAAAGAAUUUUGCUGCGGUAUUUGCUAUAAUAUUUGGUGGCAUAACAGAUUUAGAAAGAUCAUUACCGCAUACAUGGGAUAGAAUUUGUAAACAGAGUAAACAAUUUGUGGCAUUUGUUGAUGAUAUGCUUGGAGAAGAUUCACAUUUUAAAUUAUACUUUGAAAAAUUACGACAAUGUGCAUUGCCUGUGGUACCAUUUAUUGCUAAUAAUCAAACUCGUAUAUCUCAAAUGAAAGAAACUCAUAAUACCAUUUUAACAUCAAAUGGUGAAAAAUUAAUUAAUUUUCGUAAAUUUCAACAAAUUGGUGAACAUUUAUCAGAAAUUCAACAGUAUCAGAAUAUGCCAUAUGAUAUUAUUGAAAAUGUCGAAAUACAAAAAGCUCUCAAACGUCUGAAUCCAAUGAAAAAUUAUUCGGAUGAAACGUCAUUUCAGAAUUAUUUAAUGACAUUAAAAGAACGAAUAGAACCACACGAUUUACCACUAAAAGUUUUUCCUUAUAAUCGUGCACCAGAAAAAUGGCGAACACCGAGUCGUGUAGCACGUCUAAUGAUGGUUUCAACAUCAUCUAUAAACAGUUAUCAUCGAAUUGGCAAUAGUACAGAUGACGAUCAUCAAAAAUCAUCCACCGCAGCUCAACAUCGAAAACGUGCCAGUGUCGAACUGACAAUUCAAACAUUACCUCGACAAUGUAGCUGUGAUGAUAGUAGAAAAUCGUCGUCUUCAUCUCCAAGCGCAAACGUAUUUUUUGCAUUUGACAAUUCAGUGUGUGCGAAUAAUGACGAAGUUAUUGGAGAAAAACAGUCAAUAACAACAACAACUAGUACUGAACGACAAAAAUCAGAAGAAAAGAUGUUAUUUUCAACACCACCUCCUCCCCUCCCGCCACGUGUACCAAAACCAUUUUUAAAAAUUUCUGAUAUUAAUAAAUAA
This is a messenger RNA of Didymodactylos carnosus, 3801 nucleotides long. Lineage: Eukaryota; Metazoa; Rotifera; Eurotatoria; Philodinida; Philodinidae. The record is from the annotation of a GenBank genome assembly.